Messenger RNA from Cydia amplana, 2246 nucleotides. RefSeq lists its product as uncharacterized. Lineage: Eukaryota; Metazoa; Arthropoda; Insecta; Lepidoptera; Tortricidae. The transcript has 8 exons. Bases 119 to 2215 code for a protein of 698 amino acids. The record is from RefSeq and is a predicted model, not a curated record.
GUGUUUUUGAGGUUAUGUUCUUAAGGUCGAUAUUGUCCGAGACAGGAAUGAUAAGUGUGAGUACUAUUGUCUAUAAAAGUGAGGUUUGGGAGGAUAAUGCAAUCGAAAGUGAACGAGAAUGAAGGAUUUAUUGGCGGUGUUAUGCGUGAUAGGGGCCGCGGUGGCGAAGGCGCCGGCGCCCUACGCCCCUAGCGGCUGGAGGCCUGAGGGACCCGCCUUCGAACUGCCACAGAGAGGACAGAACCCCAACUACCUCCCCCCGGUGGAUCCUCGCACACCAGCUAACAUCCCUGACGCUGACAUCGACGUCACCGUCCAGGGUCUGCCUCCACGGCAGGACCAGCAGCCAGUCUUCCAGCCCUCUCCUAUUGGCGGGCAGCAGUAUGUGGGACCGAACUUUAAUGCUGACAUCAGGAGUUUGGAUCAGGGCUUGAAUCAGGCACAGUUUCAGGUACAACAGCAAAAAGCUCGAGAAUUCGCUCGUCAGAAACAGGAAAACGAAGCUAGAUUCCCAAGCACCAUCUCACCAAAUCAGUUCAACCCAAGAACCACUGUCAACUCAAGAACCCCUAGCAACCCAACUCAGUCCACCAUCACACCACGUCCAGAUUUCAGAACCACUUCUACAACGCCUGCUGAUCUUGACUUAAACGAAGGAGAAACUGAUGAGGUUGGAUCUCCAGCAGUCUCUGAGAAACAAACGGUUUCAGUUGAAGUUUCCAAGCAGAAUAUUCAAGAAUACCCCCCAGAGUUGUUCCUAAACCCCUUAGCGCAGUUAAGGCUACAGCCUCUACAGUUUGGCCAAUCCCCUAUCGUAAUACCAGGAGAACAGUCUCAGAAGCAGGUGGCAGGUUUUGAUGCUCAGACGCACUUUGCGGCCUUGCCUUCAAUUAUAGCUCAACAACAGUUAGCUCAGCAACAGCUAGUUCAACAACGUGCUCUUCUUCAACAAUAUCCAGGAAACCAAGCAUUUGUAGUGUCAGGACAGACUUCAAACCGUGGUUUUCUUAUUCAGAGCCCGCAGCCAUUGCAACCAGUAGCGCAGUUACAGCCUCUUGUUCAGCCUUUAGCUCCCAUUCAAGGACAAAACGUAGUUUUGCAGCCACAAGGUGCUAAACAAAUUCAGCCGAACUUUGAGAAGCCAAAACAGGAAAAUGAAGAUGAUGAUGAUGAGCAGCGUGAUGAUGAUCAAUCUCAACAACCACAAGUACAGACACAAUUUGGUUUCCAACCACAACCUCAAGUAAUUUACCAGCAACAACCUCAAGGAUUACAGCCACAAGGUUUCCAAUCGCAAGGAUUACAACAACCUCAACUAAUCUACCAACAACCUGAGGCGUUUCAACCACAGACAGAAACCGUUUCUCAGCAAGGUUUCCAACCGCAAGGAUUCCAACAACCUCAACUAAUCUACCAACAACCAGAGGCGUUUCAACCACAGACAGAAACCGUUUCUCAGCAAGGUUUUCAACCCCAAGGAUUACAACCGCAAGGAUUCCAACAACCUCAACUAAUCUACCAACAACCUGAGGCGUUUCAACCACAGACAGAAACCGUUUCUCAGCAAGCUUUCCAACCCCAACAAGUUUACCAACCUCAGCAAGUAGCUUUCCAACAGGCUCAACCUGCCCUCCAGCCAGCGUUCCAGCAAUCUCAAGCCGACCAACCUCAAAUUUACCAGCCUCAGACCUCAUACCAACCUCAAACAUAUCAGCCUCAGUUCUACGCCCCAGACCAACAGAUUCAAGGACAACUAGUGUCGGUACCAGCUCAAAAUGUUGACCAGUAUUACCAGCAACAGUUCCAACAGCGGCAGCUUUCUCAAAGCCAAGGGCAGGAUGCUUUGCAGAGUGGUUUCGAUGUGAACCAGCAAGGGAAUAGCUUGGACCAGAAUGAUAAGGAGUCUGAUGAGAAUACGGAUGGUGCGACGGCCACCGCCGUGGCUACAGCUUUUGGGACGAGGACCCAACCUCGUGUAUUCUCGACGUAUGGAUCCCCUAUUCCUAGAGCCCAAAAUGCCGCUACUACUGAAGCACCCGCCGAGGAGGUCACUACGGAGGAGGGGCCAACAAUCGCACAAGCCACCGCCGUUGCAAGGGGGGGUAGAAGGAAGAGUGCUAAGUUGAGAAGCCGCCGCAUCAGACCCGACAGUCCGAUCUUCACGCUGGACAAAUCCGGCCAUCUGGUCCUAGCUUCUGAACAGGAGCGUUUGUAAUAUUUUAAUAGUAACAAGCAAAUGUGAUAAA